UAUCUUUGUCACUAUCAACUCCAUGUUUAACAUAAACUAGACAUCUGAAACUCCUGAGCAGAACCGCAGAACAUAACAUUACUUCUGUUGGGUAUUGUCACCCGCUGUUCGAGGCUACGGCCUUCGAUAAGGCGUUUGAUUACUGAUAUUCAUUAAAAGGAAUAUUUCAAAAUGACGAGGGGAAAUCAGCGUGAAUUGGCAAGAGAAAAGAAUAUGAAAAAACAACAGGAAAUAGCUAAGAAAAAAGGAAAGGGGGGAGAAGGUUUGACUCUAGAACAACGCAAAUAUAGGGAUGCUGAGAAAAUGAGGGAAAAGCAAAAAAUGAAUGAAUUAAAGAAGAAUCAGAAAGCAAAAUAAUAAAUUAUUUUAAUAUAGGUUUAUAGAUUAUCAUAAUUUGUACAAUUUUCUACUUCCGAUUCUCUCCUUUCUAUCUGCACCAGCUAUGACUAAAUGCCUCAUAAUGUUUGUUUACUUCAAUUAAAACUUUUAAUUCCUAUGCAUACUACAGAAAUCCCGACAAGUUUUUACUGAAAAUAUUUUAUGUUGUUGUAAUUUUGUUAGGUUUAAUAUAUUUUGUUUAAAUAAAAUUGUAUAAUCUGAAAUAUAAUUACAGGUAUAGGUACCUCUACUGAUGGAAUGUAUAAAUUGGAAUUUGGUAUUAUUUUAUAGGCAAUAAACCAAUUUAUUUAA
Agrilus planipennis (emerald ash borer) is the source of this 690-nucleotide messenger RNA. Its product is annotated as putative SERF-like protein. The transcript is spliced from 3 exons. Gene Ontology annotation, cellular component: cytosol. The record is from RefSeq and is a predicted model, not a curated record. NCBI's taxonomy places the organism in Eukaryota, Metazoa, Arthropoda, Insecta, Coleoptera, Buprestidae. Bases 172 to 357 code for a protein of 61 amino acids.